CUGGUUUAUGUUGGGUUAGUUAUAAUGCUAUUUUUGUCCACUAUUAUAGGGUUUUCCAAACUCGGUCCUGCCACCUGAAAUUUCGGGGAGAUUGCCCGCUAUUUAGUUUUUCUAAAGACACAGAAAACGGAGGCAGUGGGAGAACCUAUUCAAGGCAACCAUGUCUGACAGAAAAGCAGUCAUAAAAAAUGCGGACAUGUCGGAGGAGAUGCAGCAGGACGCAGUGGAGUGCGCCACGCAGGCACUGGAGAAGUACAAUAUCGAGAAAGACAUCGCUGCAUACAUCAAGAAGGAGUUUGACAAGAAGUACAACCCCACCUGGCAUUGCAUCGUAGGGAGGAACUUUGGCAGCUAUGUGACCCAUGAGACCAAGCAUUUCAUCUACUUCUACUUGGGCCAGGUGGCCAUCCUGCUUUUCAAAUCUGGCUAAGCGGCCAGCGGCCCCAGCCCCUUCAACACCAACUGACCAUUAAAUACUGACUCGACAGAAAGGCUAUCACCCUGGUCAAUGGGGACUGCCUUUUUCUGUGCUGCUUUGUUUAAGAAAAAAAAAUACAUGGCCAUGUGAGAUUAAACACUUGUAUUUAUUUUUGUUUUCUACUACAGUAGAUUUGAUGUCACCGGUUUUUAUUUUUAUUAAAGUGAUAUUGUUUGGC
Oncorhynchus tshawytscha (Chinook salmon) is the source of this 656-nucleotide messenger RNA. Its product is annotated as dynein light chain 1, cytoplasmic. Gene Ontology annotation, biological process: cilium assembly; microtubule-based process. Gene Ontology annotation, cellular component: cytoplasmic dynein complex. Gene Ontology annotation, molecular function: dynein light intermediate chain binding; dynein intermediate chain binding. The transcript has 3 exons. The record is from RefSeq and is a predicted model, not a curated record. Bases 161 to 430 code for a protein of 89 amino acids. Lineage: Eukaryota; Metazoa; Chordata; Actinopteri; Salmoniformes; Salmonidae.